This is a messenger RNA of Miscanthus lutarioriparius, 360 nucleotides long. Lineage: Eukaryota; Viridiplantae; Streptophyta; Magnoliopsida; Poales; Poaceae. The record is from the annotation of a GenBank genome assembly.
AUGGUCUUCUCCGUCCGCCCGCCGGCGCCGGCGCCGGCGGCCCGGCCCUGCGCCUGCUCUGCCUCGGCGGCCGCCGGCGGGGCGAGGGCGCGCGCCGACGGCGGAGGCGCCAAGUGGUGGGCGCCGCUGCUGGGGUGGUCCGGCCAGCCGGACUACAUCGACGCGCACCCGGCGUCGUCCGAGGAGGAGCCUCUGCCGCGGGGGCCGCCGUCGUCGGCCAGGCGGUUCGGCGUGCUGACGGAGGACAAGGCGCGGCGGCUGCGGAUGCAGAUGAUGGAGACGGAGAGCUUCCACGACGCCAUGUACCACUCCGCCAUCGCCUCCCGCCUCGCCUCCGCCGCGCCCGACAACAAGCGCUAG